GGGAGGUAGGAGGAGGAGGAGAGGAAAUGGAGACAGUGCCAUUAUCCCAUUCAUAUAUUAGGCGAACUCGGUUGAGAUCGCGUAGUUUUAGAGAGGUGAGGCUAAAAUCGUAUAUUUUUGAUGGAGAUGGGAACUAUUAUAACAAGGAAUGGGAUAUCUCAGAGGGUGCAGGCAGGGAGUUUUGUUGGUACCAUGUGGAGCUUCCCAAGUUUAAUCAGAAGCUUUCACAAUCUGCACAGUACCUUAUUGAUGUGCUUUGUCCUCCAUUGAAGCUCCAGGACAUUCUAUCGCUUGUUAGCAAUGGACCCUAUUGUGGGAAUGUCGAUGGGGCUCUCGUGUUCAGGGUGAAUUCACCUGGACCUGGGUCGAGUAAAUUUACAUCUAGGAUUGCAGCGAGAGUUACUGAACAUUCAGUGAUAACGAUCUCGUUGGGGCGUGUUCCCAGAUUGGGAUUCUCUCCCAUGAACGAGUCGCUUCUCUCAGAGGUCCCGGUUGUGGAGAGUCCCAGUAAUCAUAGCUCAGAACAUAAGGAAAGAGGCGGGAUUGUGAUUAGGGAGCACGUUCUUGAGUUUCUACUGACAAUGAAUCACUCUGAGGAAGCAGAUAAUCCUGUACCCAAAUCAGUGUCGAAUCUUGUUGUUCACAUUAUCGACACACAUGUGGAUCAGCUCCAAGACAUCGUGACAAACCUCGAGAUAGAGUUGGAUUCGGUGGAAUUGGAAUUAGAUAGAGGCGGGAUUGCCAUAAAGAAACUAAUGUUAGAUGACAGAAGAUUUCCCAAAAUGCAUCUCGACUUGCAACGCCUUCUACAGGUGAUUUCAUAUGGAGAGCAAGUAUAUCCAAGAGUUAGGGAGAAGUGUUCUUCAAAAGUUUGGUUUGCCAGCGAAGACAUUGUCUCCCUGGAAGAGUUAAUUGGUCGACUGAGGAGACUGAAGGCGAACGUUGGGUUUAUAGCCAAUCGUGUUAACGCGGUUCAGACUGGUCUUGAUACCUGGCAAGCUGAGCAAAUAAACAAGAAACUUUACUACCUUUCCUUCUUAUCCAUCAUAUUUCUUCCUCUAUCAAUAGUAACUGGAGUGUUUGGGAUGAAUGUCGGGGGAGUUCCGUGGACAAACCAAACAGAACCGGCUCUGAAGGAUGGAUUCCGCAAUGUUAUGGUUCUCUCUGUUGUUAUGUUACUGUUAGUUCUCCUUUGCUUCCUUUUUCCAACUCUGUGUAACCAACUAAUCGCCUGGAGGAGACGACACGCCAUGAGAAGAAGUUGGUCGAUGAACCGGAGAUCUUUUGUUAGAAGAGGCACGGGAGGUACAGAGAGAACCGGGAGACCAGGCUACCUGCGCCUCUACUGAUAAUCGAACUCGUUAGCUCUUCACGAAAGUUGCUUCGAACAAAAACCGCCUUCUUGCAGAUGAUGACAGAAACGCUAAAAUCGCAACCGCAUUGCUGAAGCUGUCCUCUCCAACCUUGAUGAUUAGAACUUUAGAAGUUUCCACUUUUUGUAGAAAGACUAAAAGAAGGUACCAAGUUUUGAUAUUGGUACUGACUUCACCACUUCUUUCCUCAGUUGCUGGACAGUCCUUGUAACUUUUUACUGUAUUUUAACAUACUGUAUAGAUAGAUUUUUCUCUGUUUUUUUUUUAUUCUUUAAACCCAUCACCAGAAGAUAAUCUUGACAUCAAUUGUACCAUAUGUUACUUUGUGAAUUUAAUCUGUGCCACUUGAUUCAUGGCCUCCAUUUUCCUUGCUGUAUCUAUGUUUUUGUUGUCU
Molecule: messenger RNA, 1767 nt
Organism: Ipomoea triloba (trilobed morning glory)
Lineage: Eukaryota; Viridiplantae; Streptophyta; Magnoliopsida; Solanales; Convolvulaceae
Exons: 4
Coding region: 27-1349 (440 amino acids)
Biological process (GO): transmembrane transport; metal ion transport
Cellular component (GO): membrane
Molecular function (GO): metal ion transmembrane transporter activity
Source: RefSeq, a predicted model, not a curated record